GCCAGUCCCUCUCUCUCUCUCUCUCUCUCUUUCCCUCCACUUCCUCAAAGUGGCCAGAGCUCCUCUCUCCUCUCUUGUCCUCUUUACAUCCCUCCACCACUCUUUGUCUCCCUCCUCCAGCUGUGAGAGCAAGGCCGCUUGUCUUCUCCUCAAGUCUUAAAGGGGAUCCUCUGGCCCAAACUUCUCCUGAAGACUUUAUUUUCCUUCCUGACCUCUCCUUUUUUUAUUUCGGUCCUUAACCCUUCCCCUCCGGAGAGGCCGGUCGGUGUGCGUCUGGCGUGUGCGCAGCAGCGUGUGCGAGGGCUCUGGUGUCGCGCUCUUUGCCCCUGAAGGGAGUCCCCGAAGGUUGUGACUGAAGUGAAGGAGAGACGUUUUCACCACCAUGAAUGUUCAGCUGCUGCUCCUGUUGGCCCUGGCUGGCCCUUUCUGCGCCCUCACCCAUGCAAGCCCCACAGCUCUCCCUGAAGACCUUGGAGAUGAGGGAGACUUACCUACCGUUACAGAGGGUCCAAAGUUGGACUUAUCUCUCGUCACUGGUGCUCCUGCUGCAACCGAAGCAGCAGAAGUAGCCCAAGACCAGGUCGUAACAGAUGCUGCAGUAGCAGCUGAAAUAGAUGCUGCAACAGCAGCUCCAGGAGAGGCUGCAACAGAGGCGGCGCCCGCUGUAGUCCUUACUGAGGAGCCCGUCGCAGACACAGAAGCGCCUGUCGCCUCUACGGCUGCAGCACCAGAGCAGCUUAUCACCGAGGCUCCUGCGGUGGAGGCCCCUGCCCCCACCGAUGAAGCAGAGGGGGAGGACCCCCCUGUGGUGCCGACGUCAGCCGCCGAAGUAGAGGAGGAGGUGCUCUACGUUGAGGUUGAAGGCCUGUCAUCUGGCCAGGUAGCCGGCAUCGUGAUCGGCGCUCUGUUGGCAGUUGUCAUUCUCAUCGCCGUGGUGAUCGCUGCCGUGAGGAGGAUGGGCAAAUACUCCCCCUGAGGAAAAAGCAGGCCAAGCAGCAGGAGCGUGCAAAGUUCUGGAAAUUCUGAACUACUGAGCCGUGACGCCAUUUCCGACCAUUAAACCGAGCACGACACCAGAACUAAACUAAUCUAACCAGGACUCUGGACUGUUGCCAAAAAAACGAGAGGGGGAAGGGAGGCUUGUGUGUGUUUAUGUAUGUACUGUAUGUAUGUGAGACAAGAGGGGCUACAUGAGCAAACAUCCUCACCUCCCCCCCGCCAACCCCCCAGCUACCUCCCUGACCUCCCCCACACACCCCAACACACAACCCCAAACCCCCCCCCACUGAUAUAAAAGGCUCCAUCUUCCCCUACACCCUCGGAGAGAACAAAACAAGGUGACAGCAGGAUGUCGCCGAGAAUUUUCAGGCCUUUUCAAAUGCAUUGUUGAGAAAAAAAAAAAAAAAAAAGAGGGAGAAAGAACAGUAGGGGAUUAUCUGACACCUGGGGGUAAAAUCUCUCCUUUAAAGAGUGGUUUGGAUUUGCAUGGAUGUUUGAGAGGAAAAAAUACUGACAAACCUUAAGGAAAUUAAGCACACAAAGGACGGUGGGAGCAGGAGAGUCUGCUACAAAUUCCACAGGAUGUAUAUACAAUGCAAGGGGACUACAUAGUAUACAGCUAAUGACUUUCUCACAUGUUGCAUAGGCUAGCAUUUGAUAAUAUGGAAUACACAGUACAUGCAGGCUAUUGUUGUGGCUAACAGACCUUUUUAAAAGCACCCCUGAGCACCAGCAAAAAAAAAAAAAACCCUCACUUUUCUCACGCAGCCAGAAAUCCCGCGUGACGUUUCGGCCGACUGUAUGAAGCACCGUGUGCAGAAGUCGUUUAUUUGACGUGACACCCAUGAGCUCUGAGGGGGGCUCGCGUGAGGCUAACGGGAAUGGGAAAAAAAAGAAAGAAAGAAAGAAAGAAAAGGAAAAAAGGGCACCCUCAUUCGCAAGAGUAACGUGACAUUCUGCCCACUUUAACACUGACAUAUAAAAACCUAAUACAUAUCUGUGAAAUUUAGCAGAAGGGUUUGUGCCACUGUCUCUGGUAUUCUCUAGGUAGUUAGGAGGAUUUAAACUUUUGAAGUGCAUUAUUAAUGUGAAUUGACUGUACUUUUUAACUGCCACCCAUUCCAAAAAAAAAAGAAAACAGCUCUGAUGACUUCUGGCCUGCUCCUUGUAAAGGCUCACGCGCGGCCGGCGGUUAUUAGACAUAGUGAUUGUGUCGACAAUGAAUCCAUAGUACUUCUGUUAAUAGUUACCAGAGCAAGCCAUCCAGUCUUUAAUUUGUGCUAACCCCAGAUUGCGUGCACAGGACGACAUUUUAUAGUUGCACUUGGUUUUAGUGCACAGAGUUAGGCGGCAAUGCCCCCCCCCCCCUUUUUUUGUUUGUUUUUUGCAACUGUAAGUGUGCUAAAUGGGUGUACAAAUAAUGAAGUCUCAGCUUAGCUCCGCUUGCUUUACAAACUCGUUUAAUACGUGCACUGAAUGAGUGAUGUAACGUUUAAUGAAUAGGCUUUAGACACUGCAAAUGUUUGCAACGACAUGUGUUUGUUUCCUCCCUUCUGCUUUGCCACACAUUAUCAGUCUUCUAGGUCUUUAAUUUGUGCCAUCUGAUUUGUUUGAACCAUUUUAAUUUAAUUGCAGUGUUUCUUGUUCAUAUUGUUUCAAUAAAAAACUGAAAAACAC
This is a messenger RNA of Acanthopagrus latus (yellowfin seabream), 2676 nucleotides long. RefSeq lists its product as uncharacterized. Lineage: Eukaryota; Metazoa; Chordata; Actinopteri; Spariformes; Sparidae. The coding region runs from base 383 to 976 and encodes 197 amino acids. The record is from RefSeq and is a predicted model, not a curated record. The transcript is spliced from 4 exons.